AUGGAUUCAGUAUUUGUAUCAAACCCUAGAAACAAUUAUUCCGUUCCCCAUGAUAUCAUAAUUGAUAUACUCACACAACUUCCUGUGAAAUCACUUAUAAGGUUCAAAGGCGUUUGCAAAUCAUGGUAUUCGUUAAUUAAAGAUGACAACUUCAUCAAGCAACACUAUGACACUCACCAAAAUUGUCAAAAGUACUUUGUGGUUUGUAGAAGACACAAGAUUUCCACCCACUACACCAUGGAACUUGAUUCUAAUAGUAUAGCCUCUCUUGUCGCGCCUCCGGUUCCAAUUGAUCAAUCACGAAAGGCAUUCAAUGAAAUACAAUAUUGCUCAUGUAAUGGAAUACUUCUUAUAACAUACGCUAAUGACAUAAUCAUUAUGUGGAAUCCGGCCACUAGAGAAUCAAGAAGAAUCCCUAAGUGUAAGAGUGGUGGUCUUUAUAAUUUUUGCUACUUUCCGCGUAUUGAAAGCUACAAAAUAUUUAGACUAGGACCUGUAGUCUUUAAUGGUGACAAGGAUGAAAUGGAUAUUGAUAUAUUUUCAACGAAAAGUAACAAGUGGAAAACGGUUGGCAUAUUUCCUCCAGAUUAUUAUUUCGAAGGUACUAGCAUUGUUAUGUCAGAUGGGAUUGUUUAUAUGAUGGCGGAGAGGAAAGAAAAUGAAAAUUGUACAAUAUUACGUUUUUGUUUGGACAAGGAAGAAUUUCAAGAGGAAUUGUUGUUUCCGAACACGAUACCAAGUGAAAUACAUGUUGUAGGAGAAAAACUAUGUUUGAUUGGGUCAUUGAUGAGUAAUCAUAAGAUUCAUGAGUUUUGGUUGUAUAUGAUGAAAACAAAUUCAUGGAAUAAGAUAUUGGCAAUUCGAUUACCUUCGAAAUCUUGUUUGAAACCUUUGAGUUUUAUAAAGGAUGGAGGGAUCAUGUUUAAAAAUUACAUGAGUAAAUAUGUGUUCAAGGCUUACAAUUCAACAACACACAAAUUGGAAAAAGUUAAUGUAGCUGGACUUGAAGGACAUAACUUCAAAGAGGUUGUAACCUACGUCGAAACUUUAUCCUCUCCGUUUCUUUAA
Solanum tuberosum (potato) is the source of this 1068-nucleotide messenger RNA. Its product is annotated as F-box protein At3g08750-like. The coding region runs from base 1 to 1068 and encodes 355 amino acids. The transcript has a single exon. The record is from RefSeq and is a predicted model, not a curated record. Gene Ontology annotation, molecular function: protein binding. NCBI's taxonomy places the organism in Eukaryota, Viridiplantae, Streptophyta, Magnoliopsida, Solanales, Solanaceae.